GCAGAGCCCCUCACGCACCCCUGUCCCCUCCGCAGGGCCACGGGGCGGGUGCCCUGCCGGACGCUUUGUGGGCACGAAGCUGGAAACGCCUCCUCUCCCACCUGGGUGGGACUCUGGAGCAGGCCCUGGGCCCCCGAAGCCCCCCAAAGGGAGAGCUGGCGCAGGGGGAUGAGGAGACCCCCGAGAGGGCGGGGGAGGCGUGGCCAGCGGCCCCCCACGCCUCGCUCUUCCUGCCCGAGUUUCCCGUCCAGCCUCCACUGCAGCAGCAACUCAAGAUUCUGGGCUUCCUGUCCAAGGGAGCCUUUGGCACCGUCCUGAAAGUGCUGGACAGCUCCCAGGCGAAAGUCUUUGCGCUGAAGGUGGUGCCCAAAAUGGAGGUGCUGCGCAGGGACAGCGUGAGGCAGUGCAAAGAGGAGGUCAGCAUCCAGAGGCAGGUGCACCACCCGUUCCUCCACUGUUUAGGAGAGAGCUGGCAGGGGAAGCACCAUCUCUUCAUUAUGUGCGGCUACUGCAGCUCCGGCGACCUCUUCACACUUUGGAAAUCGUCGGGACCCUUGGCCGAAGGCGCCCUCCGACUCUUCGCCACGGAGCUGGUGCUGGUGUUGGCCUAUCUUCACAACCAGGGUAUCGUGCACAGGGACAUCAAGAUGGAAAACAUCCUUUUGGAUGAACAAGGUCACCUGAAGCUGGCCGAUUUCGGCCUCUCGCGGCAUCUGCCGUGGGGCAGGCGAGCCUUCACCAUCUGUGGGACCCUCCAGUACAUGGCCCCAGAAGUGCUGAGCGGUGGUCCGUAUGCGCACGCCGCCGAGUGGUGGUCCCUGGGGGUGCUGCUGUUUGCGAUGGCCACUGGGCAGUUCCCCGUCCCCCCGGAGCGAGACCACCUGGCCAUGCUGCGGAGUGUGAAACGCAGCGCCUACACCAUCCCGGCUGGGCUCAGCCGGGGCCUCCGUCUCCUGCUCAGCGAGCUCCUGUGGCAGGACCCUCAGCGCCGCCCCUGCCGUCUCCACCACUUCCGCGCCCACCUCUUCUUCCGCGGCAUGAGCUUCGACGCCGACACCCUCAGGAAGCAACCGGCAGAUUUCGCCCUGGGCUGGCAGCAACUCCAGAGGCCUCCCGCAGACCCCGCUGCCUUCUUGGAGUUUGACUGUGAUCUGGGGGGGCGCUGA
Messenger RNA from Notechis scutatus (mainland tiger snake), 1166 nucleotides. Lineage: Eukaryota; Metazoa; Chordata; Lepidosauria; Squamata; Elapidae. The record is from RefSeq and is a predicted model, not a curated record.